AUGGAUAUCAACAUCCAGACAAAUGCUGCACGCAGCCAGCGGUUCUCACUAUCUUUGAUGUUUCGAUCAACGAGGAAGAGAGCCAGCUGCAUCCCUGAUCUAAAGGGAGAACCAACUUGCCAAGAGCGAGCCCUUUACCCUGUCUUCGAUCCUCAGGAUCCUCGUCACAAUCCCCAAGCACAUUCCUUCUCACUGCAUCGCCAAAGAUCACUGAAUCCGUCGGAAUCACGAAAGCACACCCAGUGGGCUCAGAGCAUCCCGAGACGAUCAUAUCACAGGGCAAGGUCCCAUCUGUUGGCAUUGAGAUCGGGCAUAUUGCGCCGUUCCGCUGUUGAAGACGAUCAGCUUGGAGCCGCUGCUGAGUUGCGAAGUUUUGUUAGUCCCGUUGCUCUUAGGCGCGAGCGAGAGCAGCAAGGUCUUCGGCCAGCAGCUUACAACUCGAGUACACAAGAUGACUUGGGGUUCGGCACUGAGAUAUAUCGAACUGGUACCCCAUGGCCAACCCUCGAGACCGAUGCUGUGGAUGUUUACCAGGCACAUGUUACAUCGGACAGUCUGACUCCUGCACCUGGACCACUGACAAGCAUUUAUGAUAUUCCUCCAACUGCAAUUCCUACGAUUACAGUCCAUCAAAGCCCAGAUUUGAUGCCUGUGGUGGGUACGCCUUUGACAGACCCGGCCGAGUCCACCUCCAGCCCCAACGACAGCGCUGAUUAUCAACUCCCCGGAGAGCUGAUCCCAAGCACUGGAGAUAUGCCGGCUCAUCUUGAAGAGCGGCUGGAUGGUCAUGCCAAUAACACCAGUCCUUCACUUCAUGACUUGACAGAAUCACCAUGGGGUAUGGCAAUCACGACCGACCAAGAACUCGAUAUGUCAACCCAUGGGCUCGGUGAUACUCAGUCUGCUUGGGCACAACAACUGAUGGAAGGCAAUGGAGCUCAGAGAGAUCCAAUGUUAAAUGAGAGCGACGGAAACAGAGAAUCAGAAAGCCGACAGUCUUCUAGAUCUUCUAGGAGCACAGCCCCCAGCAUUUUCCGUCAUCUCAGCGCUCAUACAACACGCUCAGGGGAGCACGUCAGACAUUAUCCGUCGCGAGUCACGGAAGAACAGUCAACGAGCACCGUGACAAAUCAUGCAACAGUUCCCAUAUCGAGACAAUGCUCCGCCGAAGUAGAAUUUGCGUUCCCCGGAAUCUACCAAGAGAUGCUUGAGCAGUGGAUGAGAGAGCCUCGUGAAAGCCAAGUCGCCCUUGCCACUGAGCGAGAACGCACACCGUCCGCUUCUCAAACGCAAACCCGCACAGAUUCAGCACAAUGCAUCGUACUCCAAGACGAUGCAUACCGUAAUCCACCUUCAUAUUAUGAAUAUGAUCAAGAUGCCCUCAUUUUGGAGUCUCCACAAACACCCAGCGCCAUAAUCGAUGCCUCAGACAUGGAAGAGUUGCGGCCACUCAAUCACUCAAGUCCAUCCUUUGCUGAAGAUCUGGAUCGUCAACACUUUGACAAUGGACCGCUAGAGCCCGCACAUUCUUCCAAUACCAUUGACGAAGUUUUGUCUCAUGAAAUGCCCUCGACAAACGUGGCAAAUGCGGGGAGGCGGCAAUCAUUUGGCCUUCAUAUGUCCCCGUCGUCUGAUAUGGAGAGACGCAAUCUGGACCUGUCAAGACGUACAAGCUACCGAGAGCCUGCAUUCGAUCACCAGAACCGAUAUUCUCUGGACUGGACCUCCGCUGCGGAGCAAGGGCGUGACGUAUUCCAAUCCCUAUACGAUAGUCAUGAGUAUCCGCGCCUCUACGCCGACGAGAGUACAUCGCCAGAACAUACAUCGACCGAAGUCACAUCGAUGACAUCGAUGUCAAGUGAUCAACGGUCGCCGAUUGGCAGUGAAGUUCUCUUCCCGAUCCCAGUAGGUGCAAACGAAUACUACCUCGUCGACGGGAAAAGUAGUACUCACUACCAUGAUCGGGGCAACCAGCCACUCAAGUCUUCCCGCCAGGCAACCAGUGAUGGCAAUGCUCAUAGUCGUUCAAGUUUGGACUUGAAUUCUUCCAUUCAAACUCGAGAGAUGACUGAGGUUAUGUGCCCAUCAAACAUGUCUGUGCAGCUCGCAUCGCACGGUGCUCAUGGAGCAGGCUUGGAUUACAACGAAGAUGAAUCGGAGAUGUAUGAUAUUGAAUAUCGUGGACAGCCGAGUCACGCCCACUGGUAG
Molecule: messenger RNA, 2208 nt
Organism: Penicillium arizonense
Lineage: Eukaryota; Fungi; Ascomycota; Eurotiomycetes; Eurotiales; Aspergillaceae
Exons: 3
Coding region: 1-2208 (735 amino acids)
Source: RefSeq, a predicted model, not a curated record